Serendipita indica DSM 11827 is the source of this 4215-nucleotide messenger RNA. Lineage: Eukaryota; Fungi; Basidiomycota; Agaricomycetes; Sebacinales; Serendipitaceae. The record is from the annotation of a GenBank genome assembly.
AUGGCCGAUGUCGACUCGCGCAAAGAACGAUUUCAAGGACAGAGCUACGAGCAUGAAGACGAUGCCGCUUUGUACAAGCGUUACAUGAAGGUAGCAGCAACUUCCCAGAUGAAACAAGAGAGAGAUUCAGAUAAGCUUGACUCUCCAACAAGUAAAAUCAGCCUGGAAGACGCGGUCGAUAUAGUCGGAACAUGCGACAUGAUGUGCCCCGAGUUUGAGUCGCUGCAAAGAUACUUUGAACGAAACCUGGAUCACUACGAAAAGUCUCCAACAGGUGGCUACGACCGCAGCCUAAUGGUCAUGCAAUACGCACGAGCAGCAGCUGGCAACACUCUUCCCCCUUCGGAAGAUAUAAGACCACCGCCCAUCUUACGGGCAACCAUCGACUAUUUAUUUGAUAAAGUCAUGGUUGAACAUGGCAUAGAACCAACUCACAACUUUUUGUGGAACCGGACUCGAGCCGUUCGCAGCGACCUCACCCGCCAAAGGGAUCAUAGUCCUGACGCUAUCUACUGCCUGGAGAGAAUUGUUCGCUAUCAUAUUUUAGCUCUUCACCUGGUUUGCCGCGGUGAAGUGCAGGCCGAGACGAUGGAGAUCGAACAACUCAAGAAGACGCUCCAAAGUCUCAUGGAGGUAUAUCACGAUGCUCGGGUCCAGUAUACAUCUCCUCACGAGGCAGAGUUCCGAGCCUACUAUAUUUUGAUGCAUAUACGUAGCCGGCAUGCACCCUUUACCCUUCGAAGUCUUCCCCCGUCCAUCUACAAUUCUACAACGCUACAGUGGGCCCUCACGCUGCGCUUCACAUUGACCAGAAACACAAACGGAGCUGAUGAGCACAAUUCGGACGUGACACAGAUGGAGUACGCGGGAUUUUUCGAACUCCUCACGCAUCCCGAUACAUCGUAUCUUUCUGCAUGUCUCUUGGAAUCACAUUUCGACGAUAUUCGAAGACAAAUAUGUCUAAUGCUUGGACUUACUCUGAAGAAUUCGUCGAGGAUCGUUCCCAUUGCGGGAUUCCGAAGGCUACUUCACCUUGAUACGGAGGAGGACGCAGUCGGCUGGACAUCUCAUCUUAGAUGGAACCUUACGGCCGAUGGAUUUGUAGAGAUUCCACAUUCACGUCGGGAAGAAAUCCUUCUACCACCGAUAGCGACUGCUACCCCUUUUCCGAGACCAAAGUCACAGUUGGUCGACGCGAAGAGACCAGUUUUAAACUCUUCAACCGGCUUCUUCCCUGGCGCUAUCGACUCAUUGAUCACAAAGGCCGCCACCACGGACGCUCAACAACUGGCUCUUGCAUCUCUCCCACGGCAGCGGAGACCGAGAUUGAAGCCAACAACUUCAAUCCAAUAUCCUCUGGCUGGAAUUACUGUGCAACCUAAUUCUGUCUCGCCGUUUUCCUGGCCGCCACCGCAAGUCGUGCCCACAUCAAAGACUUCGAAUAUCGAAUCUUUCUCGGCACAGUCCAUGAAUCAUGCCACUCCGAAACCCGUCUCCAAUCCGUUCGGAACGAGACUUUCCGGGUCGGCUCAGCAAGUGCCUCCUCCAGCACCCCAAACAUACUCCGCGUUCGGCAUCGCCCGUGCUCAACCACAGACGGCUGUACGAAGUGCAUUCGGUGCUCUCCAGGAACAAUCGAAACCUCCAGCUCCUUUUCCUUCUUUCUCAUUCCCUAGCGCACCUCCCAAACCUUUCAUUCCGAUCGCAUCUACAACAAACGCAGCAGUGUUGCCUGCACCAUCGAGCUCAGUAUUUUCAUUCGCACCUACCCCCCAGAGGGCCGGAACACGAGCUCCUGAACCACCUCCCACAACCUUUGUGCCACCGGUCAUAUCAGGACCCCCGCCUUCCGCUGUUUUGCCUUCCGCUUUCCAGUCUAGUCAGACUUCGCUCUCACAAAUUCCGGCCACGGGCCCAGUUUCAACACCUCGACCUCCUUCACCAGCUGAGGAUGGUGCAGAUGACGAUCCCACGAUCCCUACAGUCCCGCAGCCCACUAUUACGUCCCCGAUUGCCAUUACUCGGUUGGAGCAGCCUCCCCAACAUCCUGAGGAGCAGGAGCGUCCUAAACCUCUAUCGUUUGCACCUUCUUUGUCGACUUCUUCCAGUUUCACUGGCCUCAUCACCGAUACCAACUCGGCCCUCACAAAGCAUGUAGUCCCAAGAGAGGGGCCCAGACGGCAUCUCUCAGAUGGCUAUGUCAGCGGAGAAUCGUCCAUAAGACCGCCAUCGACACGUGGCGACGAGCAGGAUAUUAUCGAGAGACCAAUCCAUGAACCAUUGUCGAAGACAGCGUCCCUUGUCUCGUCAGCAAACGACAGUGAUAUAAUUGACCUUGGUCCUUUUUCAGAGCACCGCAUCGAUUUGGAUCAGCUUCGUGGACAAGUGGAGGGAUACAAGUUCGAGAAGUCCGGACAGGGGUCAAGACCCACAAGACAUUUUGGAGAAAGCCGAAGAAAUGGCAACCCAGCUUCCAUUGGGUUCUCAUCUCGGGAACACUGGCGAACCAGCCAGAAGCCUGUCGCAAAGAAACGGAUCACCGAGGAACUUGACGCUACUCAAACCUUUAUGAUGGCCGAAAAGAAGGCAGACGAUCGCCUUCAAGUAUGGGCUCCCAAAACAUUUGCGAGACUCCUAACUCAAACAGCCAAACGACGUGCGCCUAACCGAGAGUUACCCCCCGGCUGGCAAAUUUGGGUCUCCUUUGUUCCUCACGGCAGUUCGUCUGCAGAAUGGCUAAAGAUAAAGCUCGCCGGUGAAGCAAAUGCGUCAGAUCUAUCACGUAUUAUUGCAGGUCCGGCACCCACCGAGGAUCAUGUAGCCGCUCCAGGCCUUUUGGUGCUUCACAUCGAGCCAGGAGAGUGGGAUGAAAACUUGAGAAGGGCUCAAGAGCUGAUAGAUUGUCUUCCGGAUGACAGCCCAUACGUGCCGGGUUUACUUCUUGUCAUGAUUGCACCUCGUGGCCACUCAAUGAUACCUCCAACGUGGAUAUCCAAACUUGAUAGGAUUGUCGAAUCUGUGGUACUGGAUAGACGUGCAGCAAUAUUCAAUGACAUGGACUCGGCUCACGGCCUCGAAGCGACCUUGAACACGCACCUCGAGGAGCUCAAGUUUGACGUGGAAGGCAGAGCACCUCGGCUUCCUCUGGGCGAUCUUGUGUCCGAGUACAUGAACUGGUGGAACGUAGAAUUUGAAUUUGGCUCCGAGCAGGCUCUCUAUCCAGACGUCGAUCUCGAUAUUACUCUUCUUGUCAUAUCUGUUUUGAUGUCAGGCCUCGAUGAAUUUCUUCGCCAGAUCUCGCUGCAGUGUACUACACCGACCGUCGGAGUGCCAUUCAACGAUUUCCAAUCUAGACGCAACCUCGAGGGUGCUUGUCUUGAACUUCUAGCCUAUCUAAAGAAGAUUGGUGGAAGCUUCCGUCGAUUUCCAACAACACCUGCAGCCAUUAUCCAAGACCCAGAAAUCAUCUUCCAGCUCGUUUCACGUAUCGCUUUUACUGUCAAGGCACUGGUACUCUUGCGAUCAGAUACGCUUCAACCGCGUCCAGGUCUCAAAAGACCGCUGCUGGAGAAACUCGGACGAGAGUUCAACGCGAAGCUCGAGAAAGAACUCAUAUCGGUCGACAGGUCAUCUCUCCGGUACAGUGCCCCAGCCAACAUAUCCUCAACACCAAUCGUGGCGUCAAAUCUGAAACGAAAGCGGCAAUCUAGUACCUAUACAAACGGGGUUGCAACAUCUUCUACCUCUGCAUUUGUUGGUCAGCCUACAAGUCCAAGUACAGCGGCGCCGAAACGCUCACGGAUUACGAUUGAAAAAAUUGCUCGCCCAGCAUCGCCGGUUCGGAUGUCAUUCAAAGUCCAGAUGGCAAAGGCUCGACUGGAUCUCAAAGUGGUACAGGCUGUCGACCUGGAGAAGUAUUCUGGAGAAGAUGAGCUUGCUGCCGCACGUGCAAAGGUUUUGAGCGCUCUAGCUCAGCCUCUUAUUGAAACUGUGUUGAAAGCGAGCAUACCUUCGGAACAGGACGUUAUUGAAUGCCGUGCUGCGAUUGAGCUCAUGGACGGCGUUCAGGAGCCCGUUCUGAAGCAUCUUAGCCAGAAUUUCGUUCUUGCGCGACUGAUAAAUAAACUUAGUGCGCUGAAUGAAUGGCCAGGCAGUGUGGAAUAUCGCGGACUUGUGUCCGCAGCCUCACGUUUGGCGGACCAUCUGGAUUAUUGA